UUAUCUUAAUCGAAGUAACCAGUUGGCGACCUUGCUACCGGUCAAAAUGGCAGCACGAAGAGCAGCUAAGCAAGCGAUUAACUGGGUUGCUCUGGAAAACAGAGUGCCAGAAGCUCAGAAAGACGCAUUUAGAGUAUUUAGAACACAUUACGAUAAAUAUGCCUUGAAAGUAUCUGAGCUUCCCAAUGAGCUGCCACAGAUUGACUUUGAGGCUUACAAAAGCAAGAUUACCAACAAAGCCAUGCUUGCUGAAUUUGAGAAAAUGUAUUCUGCUCUGAAAAUUCCAUAUCCAACAGACGUGUCAAAUGUGAAGGGUACUAUUGAAAAACAGGAGAAGGAAAGUGUGGAGAUGGUGAAGAAAUAUGUGGCUGAGCAAGAAGUGAAACUGUCAGAAAUCAAGGAGAUUCUGGACAUCAUUGGCACGGUACCUCCCCCAGAGAAGAUGAGUAAGCAGAUGUUCUACCACUACUUCCCCAACAUGGCUAGGAACCCUAACUUCCGCAACCCAGGAUUCCAGCCAUUCGACGAUCCUGAUUCUCAGAUUGACUCUCUCAACGAGCCCCGCUACAACACCAUCGAUGAAAGAAUCUUGUGGCGUACACCGAUGGAAAGGGAGGCUGAUGAUGAGGCGAAGUAUCGACCUCUCAUUGAGGCCAAGAAGGCCAAGGAAGCUCUGGCUGCAAAGGGUGAGGACAGCGCAGAGGUAGCCAAGAAGAAGUGAUUACAGUCACUUAUAGGCAAUUAAUAACAGAAUAACAGUUAUGCGGAUUUGUACUUCUCUUGAUUUAUUGCGUGUUGUAUAAAUAUUUGUUUGAGACCUGUACCUAGUGAUAGAGACAUCUACCAAUAGUAUAGCCCAAAAGUGCUGACAUUAGCUAAAAAGAGAUAAGGUAAUGUUUGAAAUCACUUGUUUGAAAAAAGUGGUGGCACUGAAUAAAAAUGUAAGAUUGUU
Messenger RNA from Dreissena polymorpha, 952 nucleotides. RefSeq names its product ATP synthase subunit d, mitochondrial-like. The record is from RefSeq and is a predicted model, not a curated record. Gene Ontology annotation, biological process: proton motive force-driven ATP synthesis. Bases 47 to 721 code for a protein of 224 amino acids. Lineage: Eukaryota; Metazoa; Mollusca; Bivalvia; Myida; Dreissenidae. The transcript has 6 exons. Gene Ontology annotation, molecular function: proton transmembrane transporter activity.